Dichotomopilus funicola is the source of this 2739-nucleotide messenger RNA. RefSeq names its product ribonucleoside-diphosphate reductase. Lineage: Eukaryota; Fungi; Ascomycota; Sordariomycetes; Sordariales; Chaetomiaceae. Gene Ontology annotation, biological process: deoxyribonucleotide biosynthetic process; DNA replication. Gene Ontology annotation, cellular component: ribonucleoside-diphosphate reductase complex. The record is from RefSeq and is a predicted model, not a curated record. Bases 1 to 2739 code for a protein of 912 amino acids. Gene Ontology annotation, molecular function: ribonucleoside-diphosphate reductase activity, thioredoxin disulfide as acceptor; ATP binding. The transcript is spliced from 4 exons.
AUGUACGUCAAGAAGCGCGACGGGCGUCAGGAACGCGUCCAGUUCGACAAGAUCACAGCUCGUGUCUCACGGCUGUGUUAUGGUCUUGAUGUAGACCAUGUUGACCCAGUGGCCAUCACCCAGAAGGUUAUCUCUGGUGUGUACGGUGGCGUCACAACCGCCCAGCUUGAUGAUCUGGCCGCCGAGACUGCCGCGUACAUGACAGUCACUCACCCUGACUAUGCCAUCCUGGCUGCCCGUAUUGCCGUAUCCAACCUCCACAAACAGACAAAGAAGCAAUGGUCGGCUGUGGUCAGCGAUCUCUACCACUAUGUCAACCCGAAGAACCGAAGGGAGUCCCCCAUGAUUGCCAAGGAGACAUACGAGUGCGUGAUGCGCCACAAGGAAGAGCUGGACUCGGCCAUUGUCUAUGACCGGGAUUUCAACUACCAAUACUUCGGCUUCAAGACUCUGGAGCGCUCUUACUUGCUCAAGCUCGAUGGCAAGAUUGUCGAGCGGCCCCAGCACAUGAUCAUGCGUGUUGCUGUUGGCAUCUGGGGUGACAACGUGGAGCGUGUCAUCGAGACGUACAACCUCAUGUCCAGCAAGUUUUUCACACAUGCCUCCCCGACUCUCUUCAAUGCCGGCACUCCCCAAGCACAGCUGUCAUCCUGCUUUUUGGUCGACAUGAAGGACGACAGCAUUGAUGGCAUCUACGACACUCUCAAAACCUGUGCUAUGAUUUCGAAGAUGGCGGGCGGUAUUGGUCUGAACAUCCACCGCAUCCGUGCCACUGGCUCCUACAUUGCGGGCACAAACGGCACUUCCAAUGGCAUCAUUCCCAUGCUCCGUGUGUUCAACAACACCGCUCGCUACGUCGAUCAGGGUGGCAACAAGCGCCCCGGUGCCUUUGCCAUUUAUCUUGAGCCCUGGCACGCUGAUGUCUUUGAGUUCCUUGACCUCCGGAAGAACCAUGGUAAGGAAGAGGUCCGCGCUCGCGAUCUUUUCCUGGCCCUUUGGAUCCCGGAUCUCUUCAUGAAACGCGUUGAAAAGAACGGCGAGUGGACUCUCAUGUGCCCCAACGAGUGCCCUGGUCUUGCCGACUGCUACGGUGAUGAGUUCGAGGCGCUGUACGAGAAGUACGAGAAGGAGGGCCGCGGUCGCAAGACCAUCAAGGCUCAGAAGCUGUGGUAUGCCAUCCUUGAGGCUCAAACUGAGACCGGCAACCCCUUCAUGCUCUACAAGGACCACUGCAACCGCAAGAGCAACCAGAAGAACCUCGGUACCAUCCGCAGCUCCAACCUGUGCACUGAGAUUGUCGAGUACUCGGCGCCUGAUGAGGUCGCUGUCUGCAACUUGGCUUCGCUCGCCCUCCCUCAGUUUGUUGACUACAGCGAGGGUGUCUAUGACUUCCAGAAGCUGCACGAGGUCACUCAAGUUGUCGUCCGCAACCUGAACAAGAUCAUCGACGUCAACUACUACCCUGUGAAGGAGGCCCACAACAGCAACAUGCGCCACCGCCCCAUUGGUGUUGGUGUUCAGGGUCUGGCCGAUGCUUUCUUGGCUCUGCGCAUGCCCUUCGAAUCCCCCGAGGCCCGUGAGCUGAACAAGCAGAUCUUUGAGACCAUCUACCACGCUGCGCUGACUGCCUCGUGCGACUUGGCCAAGGAGCAAGGCACUUACUCGACCUACGAAGGCUCCCCUGUAUCCCAGGGUAUUCUUCAGUACGACAUGUGGAACGUUAAGCCGACUAGCCUUUGGGACUGGGAUUCCCUCAAGGCCAAGAUCAAGGAGCACGGUGUGCGCAACAGCUUGCUCCUGGCUCCCAUGCCCACGGCCUCCACCUCGCAAAUUCUGGGCAACAACGAGUGCUUCGAGCCCUACACCUCGAACAUCUACCAGCGGCGUGUGUUGGCGGGUGAAUUCCAGGUCGUCAACCCCUGGCUUCUGAAGGACUUGGUUGACAUGGGUCUCUGGUCCGACAACAUGAAGAACCGUAUCAUCGCCGAGGGUGGUUCCAUUCAGAACAUCCCCAACAUCCCGGCCGACAUCAAGGCCCUCUACAAGACCGUCUGGGAGAUCUCUCAGCGUACUGUGGUCCAGAUGGCGGCCGACCGUGGUGCUUUCAUUGACCAGUCCCAGUCGCUCAACAUCCACAUGCGUGAGCCGACCAUGGGCAAGAUCACGAGCAUGCACUUCACCGGCUGGAAGCUGGGUCUCAAGACGGGCAUGUACUACCUCCGUACCCAGGCUGCCGCGCAGCCCAUCCAGUUCACCGUCGACCAGGAGGCGCUUCGUGUCCAAGACACGAACGUCGGCAAGGCGGCCUCCGGCUUGAAGAAGCGUGCCCCCCCGCCGGGCAGCUACAUGUCGUCCCCGACCGCGGUGCCCCGUCCCAUGGCGUUUGUUAAUAAGGAGAGCCCGCUUAACGGAACUGCCGACGCGGCCAACGGUGUCGCCACUCCCACCACCCCACCCCCUCUGGCCCCGUCUGAGGCCAAGGCUCGCAUCCUUGCAUCGCCGUCUAAGCCGCCGGCGUUCAAGGCUGAUGUCGACGAGGGUGACAGCCCCAAGACGCUCCCCACCGAGCCCACUGACAAGCCUAAGGCGGCGGACAUUGGCUCGCCCGUCCUCAACUCUAAGAAAGAUUCCGAGGACAAGGAGGAGGACAGCAAAGAGCGGGAGCUCGAUAUCUAUUCCGAGGCGGUUCUUGCUUGCAGCAUCGAGAACCCCGAGGCGUGUGUGAUGUGCAGCGGUUGA